AUGUUCUUUCGUAGACAUGCUCAAAAACCUAUACCAACACAUAAUAGUAUAGUUGCUACACCUAUUCCAAUAGCCCUUGAUAAAAUAAAAAUAAUUGAAGAUGAAACUGAAUCAACUGAGAAUGAAUUAUCAACAACACCUACUGCUUUAUCACCGAUCGAGAAGACGGUUACUUUUUCUAAUGAAAUAGAUUUAACAACAACACCAACACCAACAACAACAUCUACAACAGAACAUCUAUCAAUAAAACAUCCUGGUCUUUUACGUUUAUUUGAUUCAACUGUAUGUACAGUAUCAAUUGUUAUAUCAUAUUUAUUUAGUACAAAAGAACCUAUGGUACAAGAAUUUCUUGGAAGAAAAUUAUUUGAUUAUCCUAAUGAUGAACUUGAUUUUUAUUUACCACAAUUAAUUAAUAUGUAUAUACAUAUACCAUCAAUUUCUAAUGUUAUACAUAUUUAUAUAACAACAAGAUGUUCUCAAAGUGUUGAUUUUUCUCUUCAAUGUGCAUGGUUACUUGAUGCAUAUAUAGCUGAUCAAAUGAAAGUAGCUAAAAAACCUAAUGCAGCUGUUCGACUUUUAUUUGAUAUAUUAUAUGAAAAAUAUAAACCAAAAAUAUGUUAUAAACCAACAAUAAUUAAUAAUUUAAGUAAUAAUCAUCAUCGACUUGAUGAAGAAGAAAAUGAGAAUGUUAUAAAUCAAGAUGAUGAUAUCAAAACAGAACGUGCAUUAAGUCAAGAAAAUCUUAUGUCAUCAAUGAAUAAAAAACGAGGACAUCAAAAAUCUAGAAGUGAUGUUUCAGAACGUUCAUUACCAAUUAUGAAUGGUGAAACAAGUAAACAUCGUCGUCAACCAAGACUUUGUUUAGGCGAUCUUAAUUCAGGACGUGCUUUUGAUAAUAAUUGCAUGUGUUUUGAAAAUGUCAAUGGUUUUCGACGACGAGAAUGUACAUGCAAUGCUCCAAAAUUAGCUCCAGUUAGAGAAUUUAUGACAGCAUUAAUUAAUAUUGGAAAAAAGCUACCACAUGUACCAACAAAAGAGAAAAAAACACAAAAUUUAAUUGGUGAAAUGAAACGAAUGAAUAUGAAUUUACCAGCACGAGUUUGGAUUCCAUUUUAUAAAUUUCCACAUCAUGUCGUUCGAAUAGCAUAUACGGAAGCAACUGUAUUAAACUCUCGAGAUCGCGCACCUUAUAUUGUUUAUAUCGAAGUUGUUCUUUGUGAUAAUGUAUAUGCAUCUCCACUACCAAUAAAACAAAAUGAAUCAAAAUUACGUUCAACACGAUCAGAAGAAAAUCUUACAGAUCAUAUAAUUAAUCAUCAAACAACAUCAGUUAGUGGAACAAUUGGUGGUUAUCUUAAUUGUGAAACACAAAGUCUUGAUUCAGAAUUAAUCGAUUCAUAUCGAUCAUUUAUUAACAGUGAAGAUGCUGAUAUAUGGUCAACAAGUGAUGAAGUUACUGGUGAUGAACAACAACAACAACAACAACAAACACAAUCACCACCACCACUACCACCACAAUCUGCAUCAAGACGUAAUGGUUUAAUAGGUUAUCGAUCAAAUCAUACGAUGAAUAUUAAUCCUGAAACACAAUCCAUACGUUCAACAGAAAGUCAUUUAAGUCAACAAGAAAUUAUGCCAUCAGAAAUUCGAAAACGAUUAACUGAAGUGAAAACAACUGGACCGAUUUUAUUCGAUCGUGAUCCAGAGGAUCCCUCCGCAGCUACAUUAAAAGAACCAUGGGAUAAAAAAGAACAAAGAAUUCGACAAUCAUCACCUUAUGGUCAUUUAAGAAAUUGGAGACUUGUUGCAGCUAUUGUUAAAUGUGGUGAUGAUCUUCGUCAUGAGCUACUUGCUUAUCAAUUUAUGGUGCGAUUAAAAGAAAUUUGGGCAAACGAACAUGUUCCGGUAUUCGUACGUCCAAUUAAUAUUCUUGUUUUAUCAAAUAAUAGUGGUUUAAUUGAACCAAUUUUAAAUGCAAUAUCACUUCAUCAAAUAAAAAAAAAUUCAAAAUUAUCAUUAAGAAAUUAUUUUCUACGUGAAUUUGGUACAGAAAGAAGUGAAGAAUUUUUAACAGCUGUUAAAAAUUUUGUGCAAAGUUGUGCUGCUUAUUCGAUUGUUUGUUAUUUAUUACAAGUUAAAGAUCGACAUAAUGGAAAUAUUUUAUUAGAUGAUGAAGGUCAUGUUAUUCAUAUUGAUUUUGGUUAUAUGUUAUCAGCAACACCGAAAAAUCUCGGUUUUGAAAGUUCACCAUUUAAAAUAACACAAGAAUUUGUUGAUAUUAUGGGUGGAUUACAAAGUGAUAUGUAUAGUUAUUAUAAAAUACUUAUACUUCGUGGUUUAUUAGCUGCUAGAAAACAUAUGGAUAAAUUAAUGCCUAUUGUAGAAAUAAUGCAACAUGGUUCACAAUUAAAUUGUUUUUCAAAAGGAAAUGUAACAUUAGGUUUACGUGAAAGAUUUCAUUUAAAUAUGACAGAUGAACAAUUAGAAUUUAAUGUUGAAAAAAUGGUUGAAAGUAGUUUGAAUUCAUUGACAACCAGAGUUUAUGAUACAUUUCAAUAUUAUACAAAUGGUAUAAGUAAAUGA
Messenger RNA from Rotaria sordida, 2583 nucleotides. The record is from the annotation of a GenBank genome assembly. NCBI's taxonomy places the organism in Eukaryota, Metazoa, Rotifera, Eurotatoria, Philodinida, Philodinidae.